This is a messenger RNA of Megalobrama amblycephala (Wuchang bream), 6601 nucleotides long. It is a transcript of the gene evplb, whose product is annotated as envoplakin b. Gene Ontology annotation, biological process: intermediate filament cytoskeleton organization; wound healing. Bases 293 to 6337 code for a protein of 2014 amino acids. The transcript has 24 exons. Gene Ontology annotation, cellular component: intermediate filament; cytoskeleton; membrane. NCBI's taxonomy places the organism in Eukaryota, Metazoa, Chordata, Actinopteri, Cypriniformes, Xenocyprididae. The record is from RefSeq and is a predicted model, not a curated record. Gene Ontology annotation, molecular function: structural molecule activity; cadherin binding.
GGACAUCUUGGAUGACAUAGGGAACCUGUAGGGCAUCGAGAAUAUUUGGAGAAAAACCUGAACAGCUGCUCUACGACGGCGUCAAACAUUAAAAGAGGAUGGUGAAGUGCAGAAGAGGAAGAGUUUGACAGAGGAAUUCAGAGGGCAGGAACAGGUAGGUCCAGUCUGUACUGACUGAAUGUGACACACCUGUUUCAGUGGGUGGAGUCAAAGCAAGUGACAACACCAUAACAGAGGACAGAAGAGACCUCGACACACACAGACAGAGACACGGAUCGCACGCGGACGCAGGAUGUUUAAGAAGAAGGAAUACAGUCCUGUGAAGGCCGGACAGUCGCAGAUGAAUGACAUGCUGGCUCUGGUCACACGCCUACAGCAGAACGCCGAUCAGGUGGAGAAGAACGUACUGCUGACCGAGAAACUGCUGGAGGAGGACCUCGAGAAUGAGCGGAAAGGCUCUGCUCUGAAACAGCAGGGUCCGGCCGCAGAGAAUCUGUCUCAGGCCGAGAUCUUACUGAAGGAUCUCUUCAUGGACGUCAGCAAAGCCAAGAAGCUCCAGCACCCGCAGGCCAAUGUGAUCGAGCAGGAUGUGAGUAACCUGCAUGAGCGCUGGUCCAAACACUGCGCCACCUACAGGGAUCUGUACGGACAGCUUCACGAGAUCUACCUGCCGCCCGGCGUCGACUGGAGCAGACUGCUGUCUGACAAACAGGCGUCGAUUCAGGGAGCCACUUACGGUCCGACUCUGUCUGAUGUGGAGAAACAGAUCGCAGCCCAUAAUAUCCUGCAUAAACAGAUCGAGGCGUAUCGCUCGGCCCUGGAGAGCAGCAACGAUAACUCGUCUGCCCUUCAGAAGCAAUAUGCAAAUCUACUGGAGGCAUCAGAGAAGCGCAGGCAGCAUCUGUCGUCGCUCUAUGACUUCAUGCAGGGCUGCAGUAAAGAGCUGCUCUAUCUGACCGAACAGCAGCACAAGAUCAGCAGCCGAGACUGGAGCGACCGUAUGAUCGACAGCGCCGGAGUGCGCAUGGAGUACGAGAGGUUUAAGAACAACGGGCUGCUGACACACGAGAGGGAGGUGAGCAAACUACAGGAGGAGGCCGGCGCACUAGUUCAGGACAAACACCCCGGAUCAUCCGCCGUCAAGUUGUACAGCGCAGACGUGUCGAGAGAGUGGCAGCGGUUCCUGAAUCUCUGUCUGUGUCAGGACACACACCUGGAUAGCGUGGAGGAAUACAAGAAAUAUCAGCUGGAUGUGGAGACGUUCACUGAGUCACUGAAGAGAAUCAAAUCCAACACUGAACCAUCUGUGCUGAAAAACAUGAGCAACCCUGAGAUCCUGCUGCAGCUGGAGGGUGAGGAGAGGUCGAUCUUGAGGAACGAGCAACGUCUGGCCGAUCUGAGAGAGCUGUGCACCAGCAUCGCUCCUCUACACCUGCGCCGGAGCACCGCCAACAAACCCGUCAGCGCCAUCGCCCUGUGUGACUGGAGCACUGAGAAGGACUCUGUGAAAAGAGGAGACAAGGUGACGCUGCUCUCCAGUCCCAAAGAGGAGCUCUGGGAGGUGAAAUCCAGCACGGGAGAGACCAAGCUCAUCCCAGGUGUCUGUUUCCUGAUCCCUCCGCCCGAUUCAGCCGCCAUUGACAAGGUGGACAGUCUGAGCAGGGAUUUCUCCGAUCUGAAGAGGACGAGGUCGGCUCUACUGUCCCAGGCAAAGACGCCCAUUGAAGUUGUGCAGUUCGUCAAACAAGUCGCCGUGGCCACCGUUCCUGACAGCGCAAAGGCUGGCAUCAUUGACGGCCGUCUGGACCAGAUCUCUUCAGAUCUGCUGAAGUUAGAGAAAGACAUGCAGAACCGAAUGAGAUCUCCUUUAGAUCGCACCGCACCCAUCGGAGAUCUGUCCGCCAGAAUCAGAGACCACGAGAGUUUUGUCGUGACUCUGAAGAAUCUGGAGGCUGAGAAAUCAUCGGCUCAGAGGGACAUGCAGCCCCUGAUAUCCCAGAAACCCCUGGGGCCCACCACGUCCUCACUGCCUCUGAAACUGAGCAAAGUCAACAACAAGAUCGAUGACAUAACUGCACUCUCUGAUCUCUACAACAAGAAGGCCACAUCUUCCAUGUACCUGGAGAAACAGAUCAAGAAGGUAGACAACUUUCUGACAGCAUUCGAGGAUCAUUUGGCUGCAGACACUGGCCUGUUGAACGAACCCAGUGCCAUCCGCAGCCACUCCAGACAGCUGCAGAGCAUGAGUAAAGACGUUGCCUCCAAGAAAGAUGACAUUCAGCAGCUGAACCGUGAGUUGGAGGUCACAGAGCAGGCAUGCAGCUCCCUGCAGAAGAGCUUUCAGGAGUUCUGCCCUGAUAUACGCCACCAAGAGACCGAGGUCAAGCGCUUGAGGAAUCGCUACUCCAACAUCAACAGCCAGCUGCAGCAGAGGGCAACUCUGUUGCAAGAGGCCGUCAAUAAGAACCAGGAAUUUCACAGCGCCGUCCAAUCGCUCACUGCUUUCCUCAUCAAUAUGCCCAACAACAAGGUUCAGCCUGGUGAAAGUGUGUCGCAAGUCUAUGCCAAGCAAAACUCUCAGAUGAGAGCAGUUGAAGACAUCAAGAGAAAGCAGGAUGAUGUAAACCGAAUCGUCAAACUUUCUUCUGAGCUGCAGAGUAUUCUUAAUGAGUAUGAGAUGAAUUCUUACAAAUACCGCAGUGCAUUGGGAAAACCAGAAAUAAAUUCAAAAAAUCUUGAAUGCAUUACCCUGGCUGAAGCUGUGGAGAACAAGGAAAGGGAUGUUGUGAACCUUUACUCUGAAGUAUCAGCACAAAAUAAUCAACUCCUGAAUCAAGUCAUCUUGGCCAAAGACCUCAUCAACAAGAAUGAUGAAAUUGUUACCCAUGUGGUGGUAAAACAGCAAAUGCAGCUGCAAAGUCAGCAGAGAGACAUGGAUGAAGUUGACGGCCUGAAGCGAGAGCUUUCUGAGGAAAUAUCUCGCCGUGCUCAUGCUGAGACUGAUCUAGCGACCUACAGGAAACGGAUGAUGUCCCUGAAGAGUCGGAGAGGUGUGGAGCGAGUGGAAGAAAAGGAAACUGUGCAUUACUACCGUGAUUCAAAGCUGCAAGCCGAUUUGGAAACACUGAAGAGGAGGAUAACCGAAGAGAUAAAUAAACGAUCCGAAAUGCGAACAGAAAUUGAGAUUGUCAACAAAAAAAUUGUCACUCGUGAACAUGAGAUUAUCGAAGUGAAGCCCAGGCUGGUGACAAAGGUGCUUACAGAAAUUGAGCGUGAUCCCAAACUGGAUGUGGAAAUGGCAAGGAUCAGGGAGCUCAUACUCAAACUAAGGGAGGAAAUUCGAGUGCACGAGAGUGAAACAGUUCACAUGAGAACAGAAGUUACUGUCCUGGAGAGUAAGAAGCCUGUGAUAAAAGAGAAAGUGAUCCUGAAGGAGGUUGUGAAGCUGGAAAAGGACCCAGAAAUGCUGAAGGCUGUGAUUAACUUCAAGAGCGUGAUCUCGGAUGAGGAAAUCAGAUGCAAGAACCUGAAUGAUCAAAUAUUCCAAAUUAGGAGCCAGAUCAAUAACCUGGAGAGGAUUAUUCCAACCAUACAACCAAAAACUGUCAUCAAAGAGUUGAAGAGGGUGGAGCAGGAUCCCGAACUCCUACAAGAGUCCAAGACACUUCGUGUAAGCCUGGAAGAACUGAUCAGAGAAAACAGUAUUUUGAUAAAAGAGUUCUCCAGCCUUCAGCUCCGCUACAGCCAAGUGGAGACCAUCAAACCAAAGAUAGAAUUUAAUGAGAUCAUCCAUGAGAUCUACAGAAUCGACCCUGAGACGGAUGUGGAACUGAGACGACUGAGAAAUGAACUUCUCGAAAUAAGCAAACGUCGUACUAGCAUUGAGAAUCAGAUAAACGUGAUCAUGGUGGAUCUGAAGACUCUGCGCGCCGAAAAGCCCAAGAUCGAACUGAAGGAGGUAACUCGAGAGGUGGUGAAAGAAGAGAGGAGCCCUGAGGUCGUCAAAGAACUUAAGAGGUUGAAUGAGCAACUUACCAUUUUGCGGACCAACUUCGACUCGACUAUGAAUCGGGUGACUCGUCUGCGCAAGGACAGGGAUGAGUGGAAGACUGAAAGAUCAAAGGUGGAGACCAAAGUGGUGACCAAAGAAUUUAUAAAGUAUGAAAAUGACCCUCUUAUUGAGAAGGAAGCUGAACGUCUCAGGAGGGAAGUACGUGACGAAGUUCAGCGCCGCCGAACAGUGGAGGAGAAUGUGUUUGACCUUCAAAACAAGUACAUUGUGCUGGAGAGACAGAAACCAGAGGAAAGGGUCAUGGUCCAAGAAAUUGUGCGCCUCCAGACAGAUCCUAGUCAGAUUCUGGCUCAUGAGAGGUUAGUCAAGACUUUGGAAGAGACCAUCAAGACUCGUCGACAGCUGGAACUGGAGGUGCAGCAGAUGAGAUCUCUAGUCCUGGAACUCGAGAAAAAACUGGAGCUUGUGGACCGACAGAAGAAGAUCCUGGUAGAGACAGAGCUGAGACAAAUAAAGGCUAGAAUCUAUGAACUUGAGACUUGUCCAACGCCUGUUGAGGAAAAAAUUGUUAUUGAAGAGGUUUUGAAAGUUGAGAGAGACCCAAUAAUUGACAAACGAAUCAUUGAUCUUCGCACUCACAUGGACAACGAGGGUGCCAGCAUUUCCCACCUGGAGAGAGAUAUUCGGAACCUCAAAAUCAGGAUAGAGUCCCUGACCAAAGAGAAAUCUGUUGAGAGGAUCAUCCACAAAGAGGUAAUCAGGGUUGAGAAGGAUCAAACGGUGGAGGCAGAGAGAGAAAGUCUUAGAUCCCAAGUCGCCCAGGUAAAGAAUGCCAGGACCCUCAGAGACGAAGAACUUCUGCGGCUCAAGAACAAAAUAACUCGAAUUCAGACAACCAGAACAAAUUUCUCUCAAGAAGAAACCACCUUGAUUGCUUACAGGGAUAAAAUCAAGAAAGAGCAAAAUGAACUUAUCCAGGAGUUGAAAAGACUGGAGUCUCAGAAGCAGGAGAUCACUAUAACUUUCCAGCAUCAAUCCAAAAUCUUGAGUGAGAGGAACCAAGUUAGCAGGCAAAAAAGCAUCAAGCUGGAGUCUGAGAUCCAGCGCCUGGAGAGAGAAAUCCUGGAGGUGAAAGAGCUAAUCAACCAACGGGAAAUUACUAUCAUAGAGCUGCAGAAAGAAUCAAAGGCAACACAACAUUCAGAGACAAACACCAGAGAGACCAAUGUCUCCACCAAAAUCACCAUUCUGGACCCAGAGACUGGCAAAGACAUGUCACCCUACGACGCCUACGUUGAGGGUCUGAUUGAUCGCAAUCAGUACAUCCACCUCCAAGAGCUCGAGUGUAGUUGGGAGGAAAUCACAACCACCGGUCCUGAAGGUGAGACGAUGCUUCUGCAGGAUCGUAAGAGUGGAAAGCAGUACUCCGUCAAGACGGCUAUGCAAAAUGGAAGACUGACACAGUACGACCUUCAGCGCUACAGAGAGAACAAAAUGAGCAUUUCAGAGUUUGCUCUUUUGGUUGCAGGGGAGAAGAAAUCAACAUCCUUCCCUCCUUUAAGUGCAACACAAACAACAACUGUUCAGACACUCGCACCAGCAAGCUCCAGCUACAACUCCUCCACUCUGACCCGCCGCUUGUCCUCCAGCACCAGCAACUUGAACUCACACUCUCAGCUGAUCACCAGUGGAGAUGAACUCUUCCCAAUUUCUGGCAUUCUAGACAUCACCACAGAGAGCCGCAUGUCCGUACGAAGUGCCCUAACACGCAAACUGAUUGAUCAAGACACAGCGAUGAGGCUUCUGGAAGCUCAGGCUGCCACUGGAGGUAUUGUUGACCUGAACAAGAAGGACAAAGUGUCCAUUCACAAGGCGGCACAGCAAGGAUUGAUCGAUUCAAGCCAGCUUCAGAAACUCCUCAGUGCCCAGAAGGCCUUUACUGGUUUUGAAGACCCUGUGUCCAAAGAGCGGAUGUCAGUGGGAGAAGCUGGCCGCAGGGGAUUUAUCCCCAAUGAUAGUGCCAUGUGGUUUAUGGAGGCGCAGCUGCUGACCGGCGGAUUGGUAGACCCGAACCGGGCAGGUCGGAUUGGCGUGCAGAAUGCUGUUGAUGCAAAACUGAUCGACGCAUCCACGGCCAAGCAACUUCAGGAUGAAUCGAGCUUUGUGAAGAAUGUGACCGACCCCAUCAAGAGGGAAAAGAUCACGUAUAAGGAGGCGAUGGCUCGAUGCAAGAGGGACCAUAGCACAGGGCUGCUCCUGCUCCCAGCUGCAUCGUCCGACGUCGUAGAUACUCCAUCCUAUUCCAGCUACAAGUUCUCCAAAUAAUAAUAAAGACAACACACAAUGAUAACAGAUUUAGGUGCUGCACAGCAAGGGACAUUUGGUUCUAGGGUUUUUUUCCAUACCCAUAUAUAAGAUAAAAGUUCUCUGGAGCCUUUUAUGUCAUGCUAAGGUGUUUAUUUUUUCCUGUCUUUGUUCUUAACAUGCUUUUUCAGUUACUUUAUAUUUUCUGGUUCAUCUUGAUGAAUGGGCUGAACUGCUUCUUGAUCUUCAUAUAUAAUAAAAGAUACUAUUUCAUAUUUACCCAAA